Molecule: messenger RNA, 1362 nt
Organism: Vicia faba (fava bean)
Lineage: Eukaryota; Viridiplantae; Streptophyta; Magnoliopsida; Fabales; Fabaceae
Source: the annotation of a GenBank genome assembly
AUGACUGAGAACAAUAUAUAUUCGGUUGCAUUGACGGUCUUAAUGUGGAUAAGUGUAUCUGUGAGAGUAUCAGGACAUAAUGAGUCCACAAAAUGGGCGUUACUAGUUGCUGGAUCUAAUGGUUAUGAAAAUUAUAGACAUCAAGCUGAUGUUUGUCAUGCUUACCAAAUAUUAAAAAAGGGUGGUCUAAAAGAUGAAAAUAUUAUCGUUUUCAUGUAUGAUGACAUUGCCUUUAAUCCUGAAAAUCCAAGGCCUGGUGUUUUAAUUAAUCAUCCAAAUGGUUCUGAUGUUUACCAUGGAGUUCCAAAGGAUUAUAUUGGAGAUGAAGGAAAUGAAAAGAAUUUAUUUGCGGUACUUAGUGGUAAUAAAAGUGCUGUAAAAGGAGGUAGUGGUAAAGUAUUAGAAAGUGGACCAAAUGAUACCAUUUUCAUUUUCUAUGCAGACCAUGGCAGUACUGGUUUUGUAGGUUUACCAGCUGGUGGUAAUCUUUUUGGCAAAGACUUUGUAGACGCAUUGAAGAAGAAACAUGAUGCUAAAUCUUAUAAAAAAAUGGUGAUAUACAUGGAAGCAUGUGAAGCUGGGAGUAUGUUUGAGGGACUUCUUCCAAAUGAUAUAAAUAUUUAUGUAACUACGGCAUCCAAUGCAAUCGAGAAUAGUUAUGCAUUUUACUGUCCAGGGACUCUUAUUCCACCACCACUUGAGUAUACAACUUGUAUAGGAGAUUUGUACAGUAUUUCAUGGAUGGAAGAUAGUGAAACAAAUGAUAUGACAAAAGAGACUUUGAAACAACAAUAUAAAAUUGUUCGGAAGAAAACAAUAGGUCAGCCAGAAGGUUCUCAUGUGAUUCAAUAUGGUGAUUUAAAGAUGAACAAUAAUUUUCUAUCUACAUACAUUGGUGCAAACCUUACUAAUGUUAAUGUUGACCAUGAAUCAUACAUUGGUCUAUUUCCUACAACUCCAACAAAGCAUAUUGACCAAAGAGAUGGUCGUUUGAUUUAUCUUAAGACCAAGUUGGAAAGGGCUUUGAAUGAUUCAACGAAUAAGCUAAAAGCUCAAAAGGAAUUAGAACUUGAAAUUACACAUAGAAAACAUGUUGACAACAAUUUUCAACUCAUAAGUAAUCUCUUAUUUGGAAAAGAGAAUGGUUCCACAAUGCUGUUCCAUGUUCGUGCUCCUGGACAACCUCUGGUCGAUGAUUGGGAUUGUUUCAAGACACUUAUAAAAACUUAUGAAGGUCAUUGUAGUCCCUUAUCAAACUAUGGAAGGAAAUACUUAAGAGCCUUUGCUAAUAUGUGUAAUGCUGGUAUUAGUGUGAAACAAAUGGUUGCAGCAGCAUCACAAGCUUGUCUAAAGAAAGAAUAA